AUGGCCGACGACCCGCACAACACCAGUGACAUUUCCGACACAAUCGACGCCGCGCCCAUAAAGGAAGAUGCCGAGACCACAGCUGCGCGGCGCGAGCUCAAGCGAACAGGUCUCUCGGAGAAGGACGUCGCAGAUGCAUCACAGCGGGACAAGUCUUCGUCGCAGGACGAAAAGAGCAGCUCCGAUGACGAUGACAGCACGCCAAAUGACAAUGCCCCACCCCGGACCGCCACGCCCGAUGCCGACGUGGGCGACGCUGUGAGCGACGAGUUGAAGGCACAAGUAGCCUCUCCCAAGAAGAAGAGAGCGCACGACGAACUUGAAGAGCACAAGGACGACGCAGCCGACGGCUCCUCCAAGGACGCCUCCGCCCCCAGCGAGCCCGUUCCCAGCGCCGGCGCGGCGCAGAACCGGACAGACCGAUCCGAGCCAGAGAAGAAGCGCGCGCGCGACGGCCAAGCAGAAGACCAAGAUGCGAAGGAGGAAUCGGGCAAGGAGAAGACAUCCGAGUCGGAUGACUCGAAGAAGGCCGAAGGAGCAAAGCCCCAGACUUCAUCAAAAUCCGCCUUCGCGAGCUCCGGGUUCGCCAAGCUCGCCAGCCAGUCGGCCUCGCCCUUCGGGGCAUUGGGCAGCGGGAAGCCCAGCAUGUUCGGGUCCUCGUCCAUGGGAUCUUCGUCGCCCUUCAGCGUUCUCGGAGGCCAGAAGCCUGCGUCUGGCGCUGCCCCCCCCACAUCACCACCCAAGCUCACUUUCGGCAGUGCCGCAGCCACAGCGUCCCCAUUUGGAGGCAUCAACGGGAAGCUCGGCGGCAGCGGUGGCGGGUCGGCGUUUGGUAGCGCCUUCGGCAGCGUACUAGGCGGGCGCCCUGGCGGAAGCGGUGCGAGCGUGCUUAAGGGGUCACGGCUCGGCGGCUCCUUUGGAAAGCCAGGCAACACCCUCCAGAGCGGCAAGCCGGCGAAGCCCUUUGGCGCGCCAGAGAGCGAUAACGAGGAGGAGGAGACGGCUGGGGAUGAGGACGAUGCCAGCAGCUCUAAGGGAGCCGGGGCGGGAUCUGACAGCGACGAGAAGAAGGACGCCACAGCUGAAACCGAUAAGGACGAGUCCAGGGCCGCGGGUUCUUCAAGUCUCGACGACAAGAAAAAGCAGCCACGGUUACAGAAGAUCGUGGUCGACAAUGGCGAAGGCAGCGAGGUCACGCUCCUCACGGUCCGAGCCAAGAUGUUCCAGAUGGAAAAGGGGGUCGGCUGGAAGGAGCGUGGCGCUGGCAUGUUGAAGAUCAACGUGCCCAAGGCGAGCGUAAACGUGGACGACAACGGGAACGUAAUACCGGACUCGUUUGACGCAUCGGUCCUCGAGGACGAAGACGAGGGCGGCGACAGCGAAGGGAGGAAGCAUGUUCGUUUGAUCAUGCGCCAGGACCACACGUUACGCGUCAUUCUCAACACGGUUAUCGUGCCCGCCAUGACCUUCCACCUCACGCAGAAGCUCAAGUCGGCCAAUAUCCUCUUCACGGCAUUCGAAGGCAGCGAGGCGAAGCAAGUGCAGAUGAAGAUGAGCGAGGCAAACGCCACGCUCUUCAUCCAGCAAGUGGAGAUGAUAAAGAAGCAGCUCGCAGACAUCUAA
Lasiosphaeria miniovina is the source of this 1623-nucleotide messenger RNA. RefSeq lists its product as uncharacterized. The record is from RefSeq and is a predicted model, not a curated record. The coding region runs from base 1 to 1623 and encodes 540 amino acids. The transcript has 3 exons. Gene Ontology annotation, cellular component: cytoplasm; nuclear pore. Gene Ontology annotation, biological process: intracellular transport. Lineage: Eukaryota; Fungi; Ascomycota; Sordariomycetes; Sordariales; Lasiosphaeriaceae. Gene Ontology annotation, molecular function: GTPase activator activity.